Molecule: messenger RNA, 1514 nt
Organism: Hyposmocoma kahamanoa
Lineage: Eukaryota; Metazoa; Arthropoda; Insecta; Lepidoptera; Cosmopterigidae
Exons: 4
Coding region: 164-1012 (282 amino acids)
Source: RefSeq, a predicted model, not a curated record
CAUGCGCGAAUGUGCUAGCUACGGCAGUUUGCUACGAACCAUUACGGUGGUGCUACGCGUCUCUCCCUCUCUCUACGACACCGUAGCUUCUCCGGUUAAAAGCACGUGUUUCAAGUUGUGAAUCAAGUCUCGCUACUACCCGAUCCCAUCUACGACUGCUAUCAUGCGAGCGAAGAUGCGAGCAAUUUUUCCAACGAUGUGGUUGGUGCUAUCGGCUUUUCUCCUGACCGAGUACUACGCUGAGGCUGCUUCCUCUAAAGACGUAGUGAGCCGGCGCUGCCAUCAGUGCGGCGUGGAUACCGACGUGAAAGAGGGAGUUGGCGAGCCAUGUGGCUCGAGACUCGGUCCCGUACGCGCUACGCUCUGCCCUGCCGACCAACCUUAUUGCGCGACUGUUGCUACGUCACCAAAUUUUACGUCUGUGGUCACGUGUGCCGCUACCGCCGAGAAACCAUGCUCGCUGACCUACUCCGAUGAACAAUACACUAUGUUAUGCGUGUGCACUUCCCACUUGUGCAAUGCUCCUUUCAGCUCGCAGCUGCGCCAAGAGCUGAUCGACUUCUCCCGCACUCACAUUCCUCGCAAUGGCAGCGGCACAGACUUCGUAGAGGCGCUCUGGAACGUCUCCCGCUAUGGCGACACAGUUGACGAUACUGACAGCAUCUAUAAACUUAUCACUGUCCCCAUAAAGCAGACCAUCUUUUUCCCAAAAACUACGACAAUUACCUCGAAAACUCAAUGGGUGAAUUUGACUAGUGAGAUGUCGGUGGUUGCGAUGCUUGGCGAGAUACCGCGCGCGGAGGCAUUCAAGAACGAAGCCACCGUACCGUCCAGCGAUGACGAGGAUUUCGUCGAGGGUAGCGGCUCCUACGGAAACACACACGCUCAGCAUCACUCGCCCUCCGCCCCCGCCGCACCUAGCUCCUACCUCCCCGCUGAUGAAAACGGCGCUGCUACUCUCGCUCUUGAUCUUGCUACACUUGCCUCUCUACUUCUUUAUGCUAUACAGUAGAGAGUUGAAAAUAUAAAAAUGUAGUUGUACCUAUUCGAAUUUCUUUAAAAAUAUAACGAUAUUACGGAUAAGUAUUUAUAAGAAGAAUUUAAAACAUAAGUAAAUAAUUUGUAGAAUUGACUUGACUUGUUGUGGGAACAAAAAUAAUUUUUUGUAACUUAACUAUACUUUUAUUACGAUUAACGUCUUAAACAUAAAACGAUGUGUUCUCCAAUUUAAAAUUCGGUCCUAUCGUGUUUGGUAGGGCGGAAAAUCCGUUUUUAUAAUUUUAGUUACCUAAUAUAUUUUACCUUAAAACUAAGGUCCUUGUGCCAAAUAACUAGUUUUAGUUUUUUAAAUAAAUUUAAACUUUUACAAAGUUAUCACGUCUAAAGUUAAGUAAACUCACGUAAAUGUGUAAGUACUUCACUAAAUAAAAUGGGACGUUGCUGGUAAGGAAAGGACUAUACUCUUACAAGUACAAAAUGAAGAAUAAAGGAUAUUGACUACUUAUGAGAGGGAU